CAUGUCAUUAAUGUCAACAGUCAGUUGCAGACUAACUCAUUUACAGUGGUAGUAACAGUGUAAGCAUUGCUUCAAAAAAUUGAAACACUGAUUCAAUCAUGGAAAUAACCAAUUAGGCUCUGAAAUCCAAAUUUCAUGUUGAUUAUAAAAACCCUAAAACCCUGAGACGGACCGCCCUCAACAAUCGCGGCUAUCAAUGCAACGCUUUGGUGCGGACUGGACACAGUGCCUGAGACGUUUACACUGGAACAUGUGAAGGUGGGAAGAUUUUGGAAAGUAGAGAGCAUCCAACAAAUUCUGAAGAACAAUGUGGAGGAUCCCAGCGCUAUGGCUUCCGGGGCUACUACUGGCCGUUGAGGUAUGCCACUGUGAAGAUGUGGGGACCAUGCUGUCAUCCGAGGAGGUGCCCAACAUCCCUUUGUCGACCACCGUGACCCGCAGCCAGAUCCUCUCAGCUCAGUUUGAGUGCUACCUGAAGAUCAUCUAUGACCCACCACGCACUGAAGCUGGCACAUUCUGUAACCGCACGUGGGACGGCUGGCUGUGUUGGGAUGACUCUGCACCUGGCACGGCCAUGCAGCUCUGCCCUGUGUACUUCCAGGACUUUGACCCCUCGGAGAAAGCGACUAAAGUAUGCAACUCGGACGGACAGUGGUUUCGUCACCCUGAGAGCAACCGUAUUUGGUCCAAUUACACACAGUGUCAGAUGUACACUAAGGACAAACUGACGUUUGCGUUUAGCUUGUACUACUUGGCCAUUGUGGGACAUGGAUUGUCUGUGGUAUCUCUCAUCAUCUCACUCUGCAUCUUCUCCUACUUCAAGAGUCUGAGCUGCCAGAGGAUCUCCCUCCAUAAGAACAUGUUCCUGUCCUUUAUCUUCAACUCCAUCUGCACCGUCAUCUGGCUCUCUGCUGUAGCCAACAACCAGCAGCUGGGGGCCAGCAACCCUAUUGGAUGCAAGAUUCUGACAGUCUUGAACCAGUAUACAUUUGGAUCCAACUACUUUUGGAUGCUGUGUGAGGGGAUCUACCUGCACACUCUUAUCAUCGUGGCUGUGUUUGUGGGAGAGCAGCAGCUGGGCUGGUACUAUGUCCUGGGUUGGGGCUUCCCCAUCAUUCCUGCCAUCACACAUGCUGUGGCCCGUGGGCUCUUCUAUGAUGACAGAUGCUGGAUCAGUUCUGACACACACCUGCUCUACAUCAUCCAUGGGCCUGUCCAUGCUGCCCUGCUGGUGAACCUGUUCUUCCUGCUCAAUAUAGUGCGUGUGUUGAUCACCAAGCUGCAGGUGACCCACAGUGCAGAGUCUAAUGCCUAUAUGAAGGUGGUGAGAGCUACUCUCAUCCUGAUCCCUCUGCUGGGAGCCCAGUUCAUCCUGGUUCCCUGGAGGCCAGAGGGACGUAAGGCCAGGGCCAUCUACGAGUUCAUCAUGAACAUUUUUGCACAUUUCCAGGGACUGCUGGUCGCAAUUAUAUUCUGCUUUUACAAUGCAGAGGUGCAGGCAUGUCUUAGGAGGAAAUGGUUACAGACUAAGCUGGUGUGGAAAUGGACAGAUUCCUACUCCCACUACCACACCAACUCCUCUGUGACCGAGACGAGUCGUGCUACAGUUAGCCUGGAGCUCACCGCUCCUGAGGGGAACACCAUCAUUAAACCAGGUGGUAGUGUGCACUACCGAGCCAAUGGACAGAGCAACGGCAAACGCUGCACCAACGGGGAGAUGGACACGCCCAGGAUCCUGGAGACCACGGACAUCUGAUAGCACAGCACUGUCACUUCCCAUAGGCACCAUCACAUGAUGCUGUGACAAACAGGCUCACUAAACUCACAGAUUGGCCACAGACAAUUGAUCAAUGCAGAAAAUGGGGUGCCAUGACCUUUUGUGUUAUUGUAAAUGUUGGAUCACACACGUGGUAAGAAUAUACACACACAAAUGUGUACAAGAUACACAUGCAAACACAUACAAAAACACAUAUACAGACAUCUGAUAAUGAAUGAGCAGCUUACAGGGUCCAGUUGAAACCUUACAGACAAUUAUUUGCCACCAGAUGUAUAUACAUUUCACGGUAGCUUUUCAUUGUUGCUGAUUUUGGCCUUAGGCACGAGAUAUUAUGGAACAAUCCCAGUGAUAACAUGACCCAAUAAAGAGGGUUAUCUCUGGCAAUGUUUAUUGGCCUUCAGUGCCAAUCAGUGUCUGAUGUAAUCAAUUCCUGUGGGCCUAUUGGACAGUAUAUACAGUGGCAAGAAAGUAUGUGAACCCUAUACGUUUGUCUUUAUUUUACACACUGUGUAAACAUUCACAGUGCAGGGUGGGAAAAGUAUGUGAUCCCUUGGAUUUAAUAACUGGUUUACCCUCCUUUGGCAGCAAUAACCUCAACCAAACGUUUUCUGUAGUUGCGGAUCAGAUCUGCACAACAGUCAGAAGGAAUUUUGGCCCAUUCUUUACAGAACUGUUUCAGUUCAGCAAUAUUCUUGAUGUCUGGUGUGAACUGCUCAAAGUCAUGCCACAGCAUCUCAAUCGUGUUGAGGUCAGGACUUCUGUUGAACCCAUUCUAUUGCUGAUUUACUUAUGUUUUGGGUCAAUGUCCUAUUUCAUCACCCAACUUCUUCUAUUGAGCUUCAAUUGGCAGACAGAUAGCCUUACAUUCUCUGGCAAAAUGUCUUGAUAAACUUGGGAAUACAUUCUUCCGUCGACUAUAGCAAGCUUUCCAGGCCCUGAGGCAGCAAAGCAGCCCCAACCAUGAUGCUCCCUCCACCAUACUUUACAGUUGGGAUGAGGUGUUGGUGUGCUGUGCCUUUAUUUUCUCUUGACACAGUGGUGCAUGUGUGUUCCUUCCAAACAACUCAACUGUAGUUUCAUCUGUCCACAGAAUAUUUUGUCAGUAGCGCUGUGGAACAUCCAGGUGCACUUUUGCAAACUUCAGACUUGCAGCAAUGUUUUUUUUUGGACAGCAGUGACUUCUGCUGUGGUGUCCUCCCAUGAACACCAUCCUUGUUUAGUGUUUUACGUAUCGUAGACUCGUCAACAGCGAUGUUAGCGUAUUCCAGAGAUUUUUGUAAAUCUUUAGCUGACUCUCUAGGAUUCUUCUUAACCUCAUUGAGCAUUCUGUGGUGUGCUCUUGCAGUCAUCUUUGCAGGAUGGCCAUUCCUAGGGAGAGUAGCAACAGUUCUGAACUUUCUCCAUUUAUAGACAAUUUGUCUUACCGUGGACUGAUGAACAUCAAGGCUUUUAGAGAUACUUUUGUAACCCUUUCCAACUUUAUGUAAGUCAACAAUUCUUAAUAUUAGGUCUUCUGAGAUCUCUUUUGUUCGAGACAUGGUUCACAUCAGGCAAUGCUUCUUGUGAAUAGCAAACUCAAAUUUUGUGAGUUUUUUUUAUAGGGCAAGGCAGCUCUGACCAACAUCUCCAAUCUCGUCUCAUUGAUUGAACCCCAGGUUAGCUGACUCCUGACUCCAAUUAGCUUUUGGAGAAGUCAUUAGCCUAGGGGUUCACAUACUUUUUCCAACCUACACUGUGACUGUUUAAAUUAUGUAUUCAAUAUAGACAAGGAAAAAUACAAUUUGUGUUAUUAGACACUAUGUAUGUAUAUUGUUAGGACUUAGAUGAAGAUCAGAUCAAAUUUGAUGGCCAGUUUAUGGUGAAAUCCAGGUAAUUCCGAAGGGUUCACAUACUUUUUCUUGAAUUUUUGGUGUCGUUUAAUUUAUCUUAUUUUAUUACUCUGACACUGCUAAGGCUAUAUUGUAAAGGUUUGGAUCAGUAUUUUCUAUGUCACUUUAAUGAUGUGGAACUUAUUAUAUAAAUGUGUUACAUAAUCUUGCCUUUUUAAAAACAUGAAAUGACUACUUAACUUGGCAUAGUUCUGACUGCUGAAUGUUAAGUUCUCUGAGGCAAGUAAGAUGACAGUGUAUAAGGAAUACAACACAAUGAGGAAAAGUCUGGCUGUGGCCUUUCAAUCUCUAAUAGGGCAUCCCUCAUCACAGGUUCUACUAUGUCUGACACAACACUUUUUAUCCAGUGUUACUUUCUUAUGCUUUAGCAGAUCUUGUAUAUUGAGUUGCUACACACAAUCUUUGAAAAAUCAAAGAGGAUACAUGUAUUAUACCGCUGAGCUGCAGUUGAACUGUGCAUACUCUGUAUGGGUGUAGUGGGGAGAAUUUACUAUGCAGUGUAUGAAAAACAUUCCACUUUAACUUCCAAAUGACUUAUGUUGUGUUUUAAGUGUAAAAAAAAUGUAAUAAUAAUUUAAUAAAUGUUUAUUAUUUUG
This is a messenger RNA of Salvelinus fontinalis (brook trout), 4262 nucleotides long. Its product is annotated as calcitonin gene-related peptide type 1 receptor-like. Gene Ontology annotation, cellular component: plasma membrane. The transcript is spliced from 13 exons. Gene Ontology annotation, molecular function: calcitonin gene-related peptide receptor activity; adrenomedullin receptor activity; calcitonin receptor activity. The coding region runs from base 308 to 1756 and encodes 482 amino acids. Gene Ontology annotation, biological process: cell surface receptor signaling pathway; angiogenesis; adenylate cyclase-activating G protein-coupled receptor signaling pathway. NCBI's taxonomy places the organism in Eukaryota, Metazoa, Chordata, Actinopteri, Salmoniformes, Salmonidae. The record is from RefSeq and is a predicted model, not a curated record.